Aspergillus nidulans FGSC A4 is the source of this 1172-nucleotide messenger RNA. RefSeq names its product CDP-diacylglycerol-serine O-phosphatidyltransferase. The record is from RefSeq and is a predicted model, not a curated record. Lineage: Eukaryota; Fungi; Ascomycota; Eurotiomycetes; Eurotiales; Aspergillaceae. Gene Ontology annotation, molecular function: phosphotransferase activity, for other substituted phosphate groups; CDP-diacylglycerol-serine O-phosphatidyltransferase activity. The transcript is spliced from 5 exons. The coding region runs from base 162 to 857 and encodes 231 amino acids. Gene Ontology annotation, cellular component: endoplasmic reticulum membrane; endoplasmic reticulum; plasma membrane. Gene Ontology annotation, biological process: phospholipid biosynthetic process; cellular response to potassium ion; plasma membrane organization.
CCAUUUAUAUUACUUUCUAGCCACUAUUUACCCUAUAAACCCUCUUUUCUAGCUUUCCCUUGUAUGAGCAUGUCUCGAAGGACUUCAGCCAUGCCCGCGAACUCGUCUUCACACAGCGGUGUCUCAGCGUCUGCGGAUGGAGGUAUGCGAGGACUGGAUAAAUGACAUUGCUCAGCAGACUGACAGCGAGUUUAUUAGGCCAAGAAAAGCAAAAGAUGCUCUUGUCCUCAGAUACUGGUCACUUCAGUAUGGUUAGGGCACUGCAUCUAGCAGAUCUUGUCACCGAGCUUAAUGGGUUCUGCGGAGUAAUGUCUGUCUUUUCGUCCCUUCGCUACUGCCUCGGUGACCCCCAUGACUAUGGCGCUAUCUGGGCGGCUCUUGGAUUUAUGCCAUUCGGGCUCUUCUUCGAUUUCAUGGACGGCAGGAUCGCGAGGUGGAGGAAGAAGUCGUCUCUCAUGGGGCAAGAACUGGAUUCUCUCGCGGACCUGAUUUCCUUCGGCAUGGCUCCGGCCGCCGCUGCAUUUGCGCUUGGAAUUCGAACCCCGCUCGACCACCUAUUUCUCACGUUCUUCGUCCUCUGCGGCUUAACGCGCCUCGCCCGCUUUAAUGUCACCGCUGCUGUCCUCCCGAAAGACAAGACAGGCAAGUCGAAGUACUUCGAGGGCACGCCUAUCCCCACCACACUAAGCAUAGUUGCGGUUAUGGCCUACUGGGUGUCGCAAGAAUGGAUCUUGGAAGACAUUCCGCUUGGCGUUGCUGCGCAGGGCACCACGCUGGAGUUCCACCCGAUUGUUCUGCUCUUUGUUCUCCACGGGUGCCUCAUGGUCAGCAAGACCCUGCAUAUUCCGAAGCCAUGAAUAGCAUAAGCACAUGACGAGUUCCGUCCGCGAAACGCUUUCCUUAGAAAAGAGAUGUAUCAUGAGCCACGCCUAUAUACGGGAGGGAAGGAGGGCAACAAAAGGAUUACGAGGCAUUUCUUGGAGCUAGGUAAACGUGGCCGGCGACGAAUGGCAUGAUUUGCAGAUUCCUUUGGGAUAGGCGGUUACUCUUGCGUUGUGCAUGUGUAUUAUUAACCCGAAAAGCAUUAUUAUACCUAGGUACCGAUAAUGGCCUGUCUGGCUUCCAUUGGGUAUAUAGAUAUUGCUCUUCUGCUCAUCUCCACUUGAUCUUAU